Pecten maximus is the source of this 2803-nucleotide messenger RNA. RefSeq names its product dynein light chain 1, cytoplasmic-like. The coding region runs from base 549 to 860 and encodes 103 amino acids. The transcript has a single exon. Gene Ontology annotation, biological process: microtubule-based process. The record is from RefSeq and is a predicted model, not a curated record. Gene Ontology annotation, cellular component: dynein complex. Gene Ontology annotation, molecular function: dynein light intermediate chain binding; dynein intermediate chain binding. Lineage: Eukaryota; Metazoa; Mollusca; Bivalvia; Pectinida; Pectinidae.
CGUAGCAAAGUACACAAAUACACUGUGUAGUUUUUUAUAACUCGUCAACAGUGAUCAGACAAGCCUGGUGUCGGAUGUAGACACUGUGAGAGGUAUACCAAGCCUAAGACUUCCUGGUUACAACUUUUCAUAGUUACCUGCCAUACACUUUACCGCAGACAAUAGCGCCUGGGCAGUACUACACAGUUUCUAAUGCAGCAUCGUGUACGGAGGCUGAGACAAGGCUGGUAGUACUCUAGAGAGUUUAGUGUGGAGAGUGCUACAUAGGUAUAUACAGCUGUCAAUCAAACCACAGGAAGUUUUAUUACAAAACAGUGAGCACUGGAAUUAAAUACGACUUUUUCUGCGGGAUGAUAAAUGAGAUUUUUUAAAGUGAUAUUCCUAAAACAUUUAUUGUAAAUGGAACUUUAUGAAGAAAUUCACCGUCAAACAAUCAGUAGCUUGGCGACUUCUAGCAAACUGAUAGCAGCCAGUUAUCACUGUGAUUAAGGAAAGUUUUACUUUUUAAGUUUGUAUUUCAAAAGUGUGAAAACAUCUCUAGCAAAGAAAUGGCGGUAGUGAAAGGGGCUGUUCCUGCAGAGACCCUAGGGGUCACAGACAAAAAGCUGGUCGUCAAAAACUGUGACAUGUCUGACGAUAUGCAGAAGUAUGCUACAGACUGUGCUUCAGAAGCUGUGGACAAGUACACGAUAGAAAAAGAUGUCGCUGCGUACAUCAAACAAGCCUUCGACAAAAAGUAUAAUCCAACAUGGCACUGUGUAGUGGGACGUAACUUUGGAAGUUACGUCACACACGAAACUAAACAUUUUGUGUAUUUUUAUCUAGGUCCGAUGGCCUUCCUUCUGUUUAAAUCAGGAUGAUAAAACAGAGAAAAAAGUUUCUUUUUUUUUUUCAAAUAGGAUGACUACAAUAUUAAUGUUGUUAUUGUGUUUAAUUUCUCUGGCUAAUGCUUCUUUAAGGCUAUUCCUGCACGAUUUUUGCUGUCGCACACAAAUACCUGGUAUAAACUGAAAAACAACUUGUGUUCCUUUCAUUCAUACCAGCUGGAAAUUUCCAAAACAUACGGAUGAAUUUGAAGCAAAAGUUCAGUGAGAUACAAUGUGUUUUUCUUGAAGGAUUCUUCAAAUUAACUGGAUAUUGAUUUUUUGCCUUCAUGCUUACUGUGAUCGAAAUAUGACUUCAAAGCUCACUUUAACUCUGUGUUUGUUUUAUAGCUUCAAUACUGUGAUGGCGGCGUGAUUUCAAGCUUGAAGUUGUGAUAUCACUUUCAUCAACGCUUACUUCAAUGCUGCGAUUGUGAUUUGAUUUCAACGCUUCAACACUGAGACUGUGAUGUGACUUCAACAUGAACUUCAACUAUGCAAUAUGAGUCUGUUUAUGCUUACAAUGUUGUUAUUAUGUUCAUGCUUGUAGCGCUACUGCUUUAUAAAAUCAUUAGUUGUACUCUAUAAUGUAUGAUAGUUCGUACAUGAAACAUAUCACAAGGUCUCUAAUGGUUAACCAAGAUCUCUCAGUAGAUGUAACAAUGUUUGUAGUACUUAGAUGAAUUUUCUUUGCCUGAUCAAGGUUUUUAAUAGUUGGAUGGAUUUUCUGUCUGAUCAAGGUUUGUACUAGAAGAUGGAUUUUCUCUGACUGAUCAAGGUUUGCUAUUAUGUUAAGUUAUGUCUGAGGCUUACCAUAUUUACCCUUGAUUAGCCCCGGGGGCCAGCACCUAAGUAUAGACUAAAGAGGAUGGGCUUAUUGGUGGUCAGUGGUAAACCAUUACCUUGCAUUGUACACAGGCUUAUUGUCAGGCAUGGGUUUGAAACCAGACAUGUUUUUUUUUACCAGACACAGGCUUAUUGUAAGACAGACUUAAGCUUAUUACCAGACAUGGGCUUAUUGUCAGGCAUAGGUUUAAAACCAGACUUUUUUUUUUAUACCAGACACAGGCUUAUUGUCAGACAUGGGGUUAUUAUCAGAAACUGGCUUAAUACAAGACAUGGGCUUAUUGUCAGACAUACUUAAGCUUAUUGCCAGACAAUGGCUUAUUAUCAGACAACAACCUAUUGUCAGACACAAACUUAUUGCCAGACAUGGGCUUAUUGUCAAGCAGGGUUUAUUGUGAGACAAUGGCUUAUUGCCAUGCACCGACCUAUUGUCAGAUACAAACUUAUUGCCAGAUAAGAGUUUAUCGUCAAGCACAGUUUAUUGUCAUAUACAGGCUUACUGCAAGGUACAUGCUUAUUGUCGAGUAUAGGCGUAUUCUCUGGCAUGGGCUUAUUGUAAGAUAAUUACGGUAUGUACUUUUGUCUAGGUUGAUGUAUAUUUAAUUUAGCUCCAUUAAGAAGGGGCGUACCUAACUCAGUAAAACAUGUUACACUGAUGAGCUGAAUAACUCAAAGGAAUGAAUUAUAUGACAAAUCUCCCAUGGAAACCGAUGUUCAAUGAUAAAUAUAGCACGUAAUUAAUAUUUCAUGGGUGUAUUCAUUCACCUCAAUGUACAUAAUUUAAGCGGGUAUGCUACCUUACAUCAUUUUUAUCUAACAUACAUUAUUGAUAAAUGCCCCUCCUUUCAAAAUGACUUCCAUAUUUCAAAAGCAUAUCAGCAAGCAAAUCUUAUAAACAGGAUAGACACAUACAUUUACAUACAUAAUUAUUUAUUAGUUUUGAUAAAUCAGGGGAGACAACUCCAAAAGAAUGCAAUUGUGAAUAUAGAAUAUUAGGCAUAUUUUUUUCUGUAAUGCAUUUAUAUUUAUUUAUUUAUUUAUGUUACGCUUAAAAAUGUUGAUAUUAAACAGAAAAUAUAUGUAAUUUUUGUAAA